UAGUUCCCCCACGUGAAACCAUUUAAAACUUACGACCAAACUAUAUGCGUCUACUAGGUGUUUAGCAAGUUCAUGUAAAAUGCACGUUAUACCUUAAACAACGUGUGGGUUGACUUCAGCAGUUUAACUAUAUUCGCUACUUUAUGAGUACUGUGUGGUAGCUAAAUUAGCAAGCUACAUUUCCAUGGCUUUGAAGUUGAUUGGCGUUUCCGAAAAUGCAGCAAUGCUCCCGGACGACUACGGUUGUGUGGUGGCGAAUCGUUUCUGUCAGCUUGUGGAUGACGAGGCCGACCCGUUUGACUUUAUAAAACAGGCCGAGGUACAAAAGGAGAAGAAAAAGAAAGCAAACCAAAUGACAGUGAAGCCUAAAAAACCUGGACAGAGGGAGUCCCAGGGAGAUAGGCGGGUCUCCGUUUUAGCCGACAGAGAAGACAACCUGCCAAGAAAUGAAACAGGUACUAAGUGGUCUGCCCGAGGGGGAGGGGUCCAGAAUGAGAGCAGAGGGGUGGUGGAGGCUGAGAGUGGCGCAAGGCGAGGUGUCCUUGGGGAACGCAGGACCAACCAAGAGGAACACCCACUGGAUUACUCCAUCCAGAAGCCAGCUCAUUAUGCUUAUGGCCAAGUUCAAGGAGGAGGAGGCGGCUACAGAAACAUGGAUACUACCGGUAACUUCAACCUGAGAGGCAAGAGAGAAUAUGAACCCCACUGUGGAACAGGCAUCUCCCUUGAGGAGAAGAGAGGAGGACGUGGGCCCUGGAACAGGGGCUGUGUUCAAGACCCUAUUUCCAUGGGUGAUGUAGGGGUGAUUGUGAAGCCUGAUGCAGGAGGCAUCCCACCUGAGGCCGGUCAACAGCCAGCAGCGAUGGCGGGAGAGAAUCACCUAUCGGAGGGUGAUGUGGUGGUCCAAGUUGCCAUGGAGAUGUCUCUGGAUGAGUGGAAGGCCCUGCAGGAGCGGAGUCGCCCCAAGGCAGAGUUUAACCUCCGUAAGCUGGACUGCAAGGUGCCCUCCAAGGCCAGAGUAAUACACAAGUCCAAACGCAUUGAGAACUUGAAGGCGGAGUCUGUGGAGGAAGAGGACUGCCACUUCUCCAGUCUGCGCAGGUCUGCCAAUGACAUCACUUCCCACUUGGAGUUCAACUUUGGCAGCCUGCUGCGCCCCAGCCGAGGGGGGAAGGGACAAGGCAGGGGGAUGACUGAAAGGGCUUAUGUCUUAGCCCCAAACCCAGAAGACCCUGAUGACUUCCCUGCAUUGGCUGUGGGGAGAUAAAUUAUAUGGUGAUUAACCUAAUACAAUUUGGGAACUUAUACAUGGUGUGCCUUAUUAUUAUAUUUUUUUUUAUAUAUAUAUGUUUUGAGAUUAAUUAUAUUACAAAGGAUUCCCUGUUUACAUUUGCCUCCUGGUGAAAUGGGUUGCUCUCUAAUCUAAGCACUGUUUGUUGCUAUGCCAACACUGGUCUUGUGUACAUUUGUUAUUUCUCCUCCUGGCUUGUGUUCUGACUGAAGCAAUGUUCAAUAAGACCUGUGACAAAU
Messenger RNA from Salvelinus sp. IW2-2015, 1530 nucleotides. Its product is annotated as intracellular hyaluronan-binding protein 4. Gene Ontology annotation, cellular component: nucleus; cytoplasm. Gene Ontology annotation, molecular function: RNA binding. The record is from RefSeq and is a predicted model, not a curated record. Gene Ontology annotation, biological process: positive regulation of RNA splicing; positive regulation of translational initiation. Lineage: Eukaryota; Metazoa; Chordata; Actinopteri; Salmoniformes; Salmonidae.